AUGGUGGAGACGCUGAGCAUCGCGGUCAUCGGAGCGCCUGGAGUCGGGAAAACUUCUAUCAUUCGUCAGUUUAUUUACAAUGACUUCUCUGAGGCUUACACACCCACCCAAACGCGCUACGUGUACAGACCUUCUGUUAUUCUCAAUGGUGUCAUGUACGACCUAAAGAUUUUGGACGUCCCGCCAAUUUCCUCCUUUCCUUCAAGCCCGAGUCAGGAAUGGUUGGAUGUACGGUGUAGAGGAGUCCGCAGUGCAAACGCCUAUGUUCUGGUUUAUGACAUCUGCUGUGUGGAGAGCUUUGAGUAUGUCAAGAUGAUCCGACAGCAAAUCGUGGAUAGCAGAGUGUCCAGCAAUAGUGAAGUACCCAUCCUGGUUGUGGGCAGUAAGAGGGACCUGCAGCGUCACAGGUUUACCCAGCGCAGGGCCGUGUCCGUCCUGGUAAAGAAGACCUGGAAGUGCGGUUACGUCGAGUGUUCCGCCAAGUAUAAUUGGCACGUGCUUCUGCUCUUCAAAGAGCUCCUGGGAAUCGCCGUGGCACGGGGACUGCGUCCAAACCACACCUCUAUUCGCCUGCAGGGGGCAUUGCAGAGGAACCGCUGUAAUGUCAUGUGA
Molecule: messenger RNA, 612 nt
Organism: Triplophysa rosa
Lineage: Eukaryota; Metazoa; Chordata; Actinopteri; Cypriniformes; Nemacheilidae
Gene: rasl10a
Product: RAS-like, family 10, member A
Exons: 3
Coding region: 1-612 (203 amino acids)
Molecular function (GO): GTP binding; GTPase activity
Source: RefSeq, a predicted model, not a curated record